Messenger RNA from Eublepharis macularius, 1371 nucleotides. RefSeq names its product BRCA1/BRCA2-containing complex subunit 3 (gene BRCC3). The record is from RefSeq and is a predicted model, not a curated record. Gene Ontology annotation, cellular component: BRCA1-A complex; BRISC complex. Gene Ontology annotation, molecular function: cysteine-type deubiquitinase activity; polyubiquitin modification-dependent protein binding; metallopeptidase activity. Gene Ontology annotation, biological process: double-strand break repair. The transcript has 8 exons. Lineage: Eukaryota; Metazoa; Chordata; Lepidosauria; Squamata; Eublepharidae. The coding region runs from base 102 to 887 and encodes 261 amino acids.
CGCAGGCCUAGGCGGAAGGCUGCGGACUCGGAGCCUGCAGAACGCAAAGAAAGUGAUUAACUGGCGCGCCUCCCGCCCCCCUGACGGUGAAGCAGGCCGCGAUGGCGGUGCAAGCUGCGCACCUGGAGGCGGACGCCUUCUUGGUCUGCCUAAAUCACGCGCUUAGUACCGAGAAGGAAGAAGUUAUGGGGCUUUGUAUUGGAGAGGUUGAUACCAGCCGAAUAGUUCAUAUCCACUCUGUGAUCAUCUUACGCCGAUCAGAUAAAAGGAAAGAUCGUGUGGAGAUUUCUCCUGAGCAACUUUCAGCUGCUUCAACAGAAGCUGAGAGAUUGGCAGAAUUAACAGGCCGGCCUAUGAGAGUUGUAGGCUGGUAUCAUUCUCAUCCUCACAUAACAGUCUGGCCAUCACAUGUAGAUGUUCGGACUCAAGCUAUGUAUCAGAUGAUGGAUCAAGGCUUUGUGGGGCUUAUCUUCUCCUGUUUUAUCGAAGAUAAAAACACAAAGACGGGCCGGAUUCUGUACACCUGUUUCCAGUCCAUUCAGGCCCAAAAGAGCUCUGAGUAUGAGAGGAUAGAAAUUCCUGUUCACGUGGUCCCUCACAACACCAUUGGGAAAGUGUGCCUGGAGUCAGCCGUGGAGCUACCCAAGAUCUUGUGUCAAGAGGAGCAAGACGCCUAUAGAAGAAUCCAUAGCCUUACGCAUCUGGACUCAAUAACCAAGAUUCACAAUGGCUCAGUGUUCACAAAAAACCUCUGCAGCCAGAUGUCUGCCAUCAGUGGCCCUCUUCUGCAGUGGCUGGAAGACCGUCUGGAGCAAAACAAGCAAAGGAUGCAGGAACUGCAGCGGGAAAAAGAAGCGCUCCUAGAGGAACUGGCUGCCCUGGAAUAAUGAGAACAAAUGCCUAAUGGUUUAGGAAGUGGAGCAAGACUACAGGUUCCUAAGCCUAGCUGUGUCCUGCCUUGCUACUUUCCUCCUCCCUUCAUCUUGUCGCAAAUACUGCCACGAAACGAGGAGGACCCUGGGGUGUCGAAGGAGAGAUUGGCCUUGCUGAGUAGGACAGCAACCUUUUGCAGAUGGAUGCGGGCACUGCUUUAUUUUUCACACCCCUGUCUUGGGAGUCGGGGUGAGUGAUACCGUUCCCCUGACCUUGGCACGCACCCAGCAACAACAAACUCAUCUGUGCUUGUCAUGGGGACUGGUCAUUUUGAGGUUACAGAGAUCAUGUUGUGCUUGCUUUUUCCCUUCUCUCCCCAGAACAAGGAUCUGUGUCCCUAUUAAGUUUGUAAAAAAUGGAUGAUUCUGUAAUACUUGUAGAACAAUCAUUGUGCUCAUGUUCUGUCUUCUAAGAUAAAUAAAGUCAAAAUGGUUUUCA